Penicillium odoratum is the source of this 1101-nucleotide messenger RNA. It is a transcript of the gene phoB, whose product is annotated as regulatory cyclin phoB. Bases 1 to 1101 code for a protein of 366 amino acids. The record is from RefSeq and is a predicted model, not a curated record. Gene Ontology annotation, molecular function: protein kinase binding; cyclin-dependent protein serine/threonine kinase regulator activity. Lineage: Eukaryota; Fungi; Ascomycota; Eurotiomycetes; Eurotiales; Aspergillaceae. Gene Ontology annotation, biological process: regulation of cyclin-dependent protein serine/threonine kinase activity. The transcript has a single exon. Gene Ontology annotation, cellular component: cyclin-dependent protein kinase holoenzyme complex; nucleus.
AUGUUGGCUUCGUCCCCUUCACCCUCAUCGGCCGCGCUACGCUCUGGCUCCGCACAUCCACACUAUGAAAGUGCUCCACAGUUUAGUAGCCCACGUUCAUCCCGCUUGGCCAUUGAGGAGCUCCGGUCGGCUUUGAAUCGCCAUACUGUCGAUCCCAACUCCCCUGAUUCCCCCGCUGCCUUCCAACGUCGACGCGCUUCUGCAUCUGUCGAUCCCUCUGCUUCCUACGUUUCCUUGGCCACUUCUUCUCCGUCCGCCACUAUUCCUACCGCCACGCCACCGGGCCCUUUGAACCCACCACCUGCCCCUUCAGUCUCAAUGCCAGCCCUGCAAACUUCGGGGGGCUCCAACAAGCGCAACAGCCAAAGUGACCACCACUCGCCAAACGCGCCUUCGGCGGGCCAAUCUGGUGGUCAGGAUGUAGAGGUGUCGCAGACCAAGCGCCUGCGCCCCUCUGCGCCCAACGUCAAGAUCUUGCCGGCCCAAUACGAACUGGCUGAUCCCCGUGACCUGGUAGUGCUGAUUUCCAGUAUGUUGAUGGAGCUCAUUCGCUUCAAUGACAAGAUUCCCCUGCAUCAGGGGCGUUUGACGCGCUUCCACUCCCGAUCGCCCCCUCGCAUAUCCGUGCAGGAUUACUUGCAGCGCCUCACAACGCACGCCACCCUCUCACCACCCAUUCUUCUCAGUAUGGUCUACUACAUUGAUCGUCUCUGCGCAUUAUACCCCUCCUUCACUGUCUCCAGCCUCACAAUCCACCGUUUCCUCAUCUCCAGUGCCACAGUCGCCAGCAAAGGGCUGAGUGACAGCUUCUGGACCAACAAAACCUACGCUCGAGUGGGCGGCAUCGGCAUGAACGAGUUAGCCAUGUUGGAACUUGAGUUCCUUUUUCGAGUUCAGUGGCGCAUCGUGCCUCAACCUGAGGUUCUGGUUGACUACUACCAGAGCCUUGUAGAACGGUGUGAGGGAUUUGAGAUUGAGCGCAACGGUAGUACAUCCACACCUGCGGCUACGACUCCUGCGGCUACGACUCCUGCGGCUACGACUCCUGCGACUACGAAUCCUGCGGCUACGACUUCUGCGGUUACGACUCCUGCGGCAUGA